GAUAAAGACACGAUGCAUGCGCUUGGAAGUACAUCUUAACGCGGGCGCAACGCGGGAUACGGCUGGCGCAAAUACAUAUCUAACGAUCGUUAAACUGCUUCGAAUGAUGAUAGGAGCUCAUCUUGAUCCCAAAAUAUGACGGGCAAUGAAGACGCUGGCUUACCGUCCGGCGCCAGCACGGCGCAUGAUGAGGAGCGCCCACCACCUUUGCCUCCAAGGCAUUCUCAACCAUCGACGCCAAAUGACAGGCCUCGUUUGGCGUCGAAACCAACGACCGCCUUAUCGUCCAUGAACAUCCAGACACUGUCAUUUCCCGACGGUUCUCGCGGUACGUUUUCAACAGCUGUCGAUAGCUCGGCAGCUGACGAUAGCACGGUCCACCCUACAGAUGGCUUUGAUGUCUCUGCCAUGGGGUUUCGUUCCAUCGGUAGUACAAGAAAGCAGGAUACAGACGAGUCUAUGAGUGUCAUGAGUAUGGCUCCUACAUUACGGCCGCCUGGAGACCUUGAGAGUCUGCUUGUCGGAGACAUGGCCAAGAAAAGCCCGGCCUGGAUGCUUCUACGUUCACAGUCCGCCGCCGUACAGCCAUUUGAAACAACCCCACCAGAGCAGACGUCCACGUUCGCUAGCUUUGAGCAAGAAUUUGAGGGUAUCCCAGACGAAUUGGACAGAGAUUGGAACGACGGGGACCGCCUCCAACUCUGGAAAUCUAAAUUAAAACACUACAUGAUACUGUCGUCAGCAGGUAAACCUAUUUACAGUAGACAUGGUGACUUAGGAUUGAUCAACUCCUCAAUGGGAGUGGUUCAGACUAUUAUAUCAUUCUAUGAGGGUGCUAAGAGCCCGCUUCUAGGGUUUACUGCCGGCGAUGCGCGCUUCGUCAUUGUCACAGAAGGUCCCCUCUAUUUCGUAGCUAUUAGUAGACUCGGCGAGAGCGAUUCACAACUAAGAGCCCAGCUUAACGCACUAUAUAUGCAAAUUUUGUCCACACUGACGCUUCCUGUGUUAACUAACAUCUUUGCCAACCGACCCUCUACCGAUCUGCGACGGCCUUUGCAAGGAACAGAAACACUACUGUCCUCACUAGCUGAUAGCUUCACAAGAGGUUCGCCAUCGAUUCUGUUGGGAGCCUUGGAAUGUCUUCGGCUGCGGAAGUCCCAUCGACAUUCCAUUAAUAACGCUUUCCUGAAAGCUAGAGCUGAGCCUCUUCUUUAUGGCUUGAUAGUAGCCGGUGGAAGACUUGUCAGCGUUAUCCGCCCUCGCAGGCAUUCCCUCCAUCCGAGCGACCUGCAGCUUAUUUUUAACAUGUUAUUCGAAUCGGGUGGAAUCAAAGCUGCAGGUGGAGAGAAUUGGAUACCAUUAUGUCUACCAGCCUUCAACAAUCGAGGCUAUCUCUAUAUGUACGUCAGCUUCCUGGACGAUCGCCCAGAAGAAUCUACACCUACAAUAGAUACGCCAAGCGUGGACGAGACAAUUGCCAUCAUUCUCAUCAGCCCCGAUAAAGAAAGCUUCUUCGCCCUCCAGAAAAUGCGGGAUGAUGUCGUAACUGAGCUGAAGAAAAAGGGACACUUGGACCUUAUCAAAGUAACAGCACUGAAAGGUCGCCCCUCGGCAGCAGAGAUCGCCCCCAACACACACAUCAGCCAUUUCUUGUUCAAAUCAAGAGCCAAUGUUCAGUUUUGCAUGCCGGCGCUGCAGCCCACCUUUAGCAGCCUGGUUUCGCAUCGAAGGCUCAUCUCAUUAUAUUCCCAGCUGCACACAAACAUGCAUGCCAGACAUUCACAUCUGAAGGUGCUUCAUUGUGUCAGUGAUGAGGCCACAUCACUCGCUUGGGUUACCCCUAUAUUCGAGUUCUAUUGUGUUGCUGGGCCCAACACCUCUCGGGCUGUUCUGACACAAGGGGCUAACAAGGUGAUGCAGUGGGCAAAACGCGAAGAGGAGCGACUCUUCAUCAUUGGCGGAGGGGUCUUCUGAGAUCAAGUUGUUCCCAACGUUACUACAAGCUCCAAGCUUUAUUUGCUAGAUAUAGCAAUACCAAGUUCUACUGUCAAAGGCUUCUCCCAGUGCCGCCAUGUUUACAGGAUGUAAAAGCAUGCCCUACAGGCAAGGCCCAACAUCUUUUCCCCAACAUAUCACUCCAUUUAUCGCGACUACUUGGCCCAAAUUCUUUCCCCGGCCAUUUGAGGGAUAUGGGGGAGAUUGGGGCUUGGAGGUCGUGCUGGACUCGCCUUAGCUCUUUGUUGGUGCCAUUUUAACUACAGUCGUCCGACGUUAGUUUCUUCGGCAGUAGUUUAUGCACCAUCCCGUCAAACUCACAGCCUCGACCCUGUGGCCAUACCAGCGUCCUGCUACUGCUUUUCCUGGAAGAUCCUAGACAUAUGUCAAAUUUUUUCUGAAUUUUCCAGUAUGCAUGACGACUCUGAGAAUGCCGCUCACACAACGCACCAUC
Molecule: messenger RNA, 2449 nt
Organism: Xylaria bambusicola
Lineage: Eukaryota; Fungi; Ascomycota; Sordariomycetes; Xylariales; Xylariaceae
Product: vacuolar fusion protein MON1
Exons: 1
Coding region: 136-1974 (612 amino acids)
Biological process (GO): protein targeting to vacuole; vesicle-mediated transport
Cellular component (GO): fungal-type vacuole membrane; Mon1-Ccz1 complex
Source: RefSeq, a predicted model, not a curated record